AAGAAAGAAGAAAAUGUCGCAGCCUAUUGUGUGCGCUAACCCUUCGGCUCCUCCGCGCCCACAAGGUGGUAGCGGCGCCAGAGUGAUCGUGGCUCCAAAAUUCUGUGCUCCGUACCCCGUGGAUCUGAAGUUUACGAAGUCAAUGGAUGGUAACUUCAUUAUCAAGGACGGUGAGGGGAACGUGUUGUUCAAGAUGUCGACGCCGAUCCGUGGUCUUAUGACUUUUCACGUCAAGAGGAUCAUAUGGGAUACUUCUGGAACUCCGGUCUUGACUUUGAGACGGAAGAACAUGAGCAUGCAUGACAGGUGGCAAGUAUUUAGCGGAAAGAGUUCGAAGCAGCGUGAUCUGCUGUACACGGUGAAGAGAACGUCAAUGGUGCAGUUGAGCGCCAAACUUGAGGUGUUUUUGGCUCACAAUACGGAAGAGGAGAUAUGCGAUUUCAUAAUCGUAGGGACAUGGAGCGAUCGCUCUUGUGCUGUCUACUCCAGUGAAUCUCCUGACCCUAUCGCCGAAAUGCGCCAGAAGCGCAGGGUGAUGAGUGUUCUCUUUGGAACCCACAAUUACAUAGUGAGGGUUCACCCAAAUGCCGAUUAUGCCUUCAUUGCCUCUCUCGUCCUCAUUCUCGAUUACAUCCUCUGGACUGCUAUCGAUACGAUGCACUUUGCUACAAUGGUGGCGCUGCAUCAUGUGACUCCAGGUGUCCCAACGCUUACGUCUAUAGUUAUUCCCGCUAUCAUCCCUGAAUGAAGACCUCGUUUCACUCCUCUCGUCAUAAAGGAGCAAUCGUUUCAAGGGUACAAGUGAAAUCUUUUCAGAGGUUUCCUUAUUUCGAGCAAGUCUCCCUUUGUAACGUUUCUAUCUUUUAUAUUGUCAUUAAGAUCGGUUCGUACUACGCGCGGAUAUGCUUUAUAUGUGAUAUAUGUAACUAUAUUAUUGUAUAGUUUAUAUUGUAUGUAUUUUAUGUUAGCAUUUGUAAGUGAAGUGUAUAACAAUAUUUAUGGUUUUUAAGAAUUGAGUGUGAAG
Messenger RNA from Eruca vesicaria subsp. sativa (arugula), 1024 nucleotides. Lineage: Eukaryota; Viridiplantae; Streptophyta; Magnoliopsida; Brassicales; Brassicaceae. The record is from the annotation of a GenBank genome assembly.